Molecule: messenger RNA, 792 nt
Organism: Akanthomyces muscarius
Lineage: Eukaryota; Fungi; Ascomycota; Sordariomycetes; Hypocreales; Cordycipitaceae
Exons: 1
Coding region: 1-792 (263 amino acids)
Source: RefSeq, a predicted model, not a curated record
AUGGCGUCCUCUCCAGCGCAGUCUGCGUUUAACAUGGUGCCAAAGUAUGAAAUUAAGCUUCUGAUGGAUCCCAAAAUUGUUCUCGACAUGAAUAACAGACCUGAGUCGGCGGUCCUGGAAAUUUUCAUGAUUUCCACACCCGCCAUGAAGAUGAACGUCCAAUUCCUUGAUACGAAUAAAAAAGACAUGUACGAGAACGGAUGGAGUCUGCGUAUCCGCAAAGUGCAAGGCAAGGCCGGCGGUGAACUCACGUACAAGAGGCGUUACAAAAUUGUCAACUGCGACAUUGACGCAACUUUGACGACUGCAAGCAAGGAUGGCUUCGACUCGACUACCACCAACUAUGAAGCUGAAGUCGACUGGGGAUACAAGAAUCAAACACUUUCCAUCAACCGCGACAAGUCGUAUUCCGACUCUGACAGCCAUGCUCUGGAGCUUCCCAGUGAGAAGCACUCGCGCAAUGUGCUUAUCGAAAAAGCUCCGGACAAAUUCAUCAACUCAGUGAAGCCUAAUUGGGGCAUAGACAAGCUCAAAGAAUCGCGCAUCUACGGACCAGUUCUUGUGGAUCGCUACACUGGAGCUUGGAGUGAUGAGAAGCUAAACAUUGAAGUGUGGCCGAUCAAGGAUGCUGCUGGUACCGGAACAGAAUACAUUGUUGAAGCAUCGUUCAAAGUCAAGGAACUUACCGAUGCCUGGGAGAAACGUGAUCAGCUAAUGACUCUCUUAAAAGAGAAGGGUUGGCUCGUGGCACUAGAUUCCUUGAGGACAUCAAUUAUCAUGGAGCGUUACUAA